Messenger RNA from Thlaspi arvense, 1923 nucleotides. Lineage: Eukaryota; Viridiplantae; Streptophyta; Magnoliopsida; Brassicales; Brassicaceae. The record is from the annotation of a GenBank genome assembly.
AUGGAUCUUUGUAGAUCAAGCAAAAGCAAUCCCUGAGAAGAUGUCUUCAUCGUACAACAACACAAUUUCAUCAUCCUCCACUCAGUCUUUCCUCCUCGCCGGCGCUGCCACCGGAGCAAACAACUUCAACCGUGAAGAGACGGUGAUGACGAUGACUCAACAACCCAACUCCGUUGCUCCAACACCACCACCCAAGAAACGCAGAAACCAACCCGGAAACCCAAAUCCAGAUGCUGAAGUGAUAGCGUUAUCACCAAAGACGAUAAUGGCGACGAACAGGUUCAUAUGUGAAGUAUGCAACAAAGGCUUCCAAAGAGAACAGAAUCUACAGCUUCACCGGAGAGGACACAACCUUCCAUGGAAGCUGAAACAAAAAUCUAACAAAGAAGUGAGGAGGAAGGUGUAUCUUUGUCCGGAGCCUUCAUGCGUCCACCAUGACCCGUCGCGUGCCCUCGGAGACCUCACCGGAAUCAAGAAGCAUUACUACCGGAAGCACGGUGAGAAGAAAUGGAAAUGCGAGAAAUGCUCUAAGCGUUACGCUGUUCAAUCUGAUUGGAAGGCUCACUCUAAGACUUGUGGUACCAAAGAGUAUCGAUGUGACUGUGGUACCAUCUUCUCAAGAGUAAGAGAGAAAGACAGUGAAGGAGAAAGGAGAAAAAUAAAAGAUGCUAAAUUUGGUCACAUAAGAGACAGUUACAUAACCCACAGGGCAUUCUGUGAUGCCUUAAUACAGGAGUCAGCAAGAAACCCUACCGUGAGCUUCACGGCAAUGGCAGCAGCCGCUGGUGGCGGCAGCAGCAGACAUGGCUUUUACGGCGGCGCUGCUUCUGCUCUCUCUCACAACCAUUUCGGUAACAGUUCAAACUCCGGUUUUACCCCUCUAACUGCAGGUUACAAUCUGAACCGUUCAUCCUCCGAAAAGUUUGAAGACUUUGUUCCUCAGUCCACAAACCCUAAUCCCGGUCCUACCCAUUUCCUCAUGCAAUGCCCUUCGAACCAAGGAUUGUUGGCGCAGAACGACCAGAAUCUCAUGAACCAGCACGGUCUCAUCAGCCUCGGUGAUAACAUCAACAACAACAUCAAUAACAGCACCAUCAACCACAACAACAUCAAUAACAGCGCCAUCAACCACAACAACAUGUUCAACCUCGGAUACUUUCAAGACAACGCUAAGAACUCUGAUCAGACAAGUGCUCCUUCUCUUUUCACCAAUGGCGCUGAUAACAACGAUCCUUCCGCUUUGCUAAGAGGAUUAACUUCUUCAUCUUCUUCAAGUGUGGUCGUUAAUGACUUUGGAGAUAAUGAUAAUGGAAACCUUCAAGGUCUGAUGAACUCUCUUGCUGCAACAACUGAUCAACAAGGCCGGUCCAGUAGCCUUUUCGACCUUCAUUUCGGAAACAAUCUUAGCAUGGGAGGCUCUGAUAGGUUGACUUUGGACUUUCUGGGCGUUAAUGGAGGAAUUGUGAGCAACGUAAAUGGUCGUGGUGGUCGUAAUGGAGCUACUAUGGACGUUGAGAUGAAGUUUCCAAAUCCAAAUAAUCCAUUUGGAAAAGCUUGAGAUGAUAGACAUGUUGCUGGGCCACCUCCUUGGAGAUUUUUAUUCUUAAUUAAGCUUUCUUUCGUUUUCUUCUUAAAAAAAAAAAAAAAAAAAAAUCUAUCUUUCGUUUGUCGUCCUUUAACUAUUGAAGUGGAUAAGUGUAUCUCUCUUUAGUAAGGAUUUAGGUUGGGAACUUCAAUUCUGCAUUUAUAUUUUUCUUUAGGUUUUUUUUUUAAAUAAUGUCAUGGUGGGAAUCUCCAGCCGGAGUUCCUUUAGUAAAUUUGGAUUUUCUCAAUCUGUUGAGUCAAUUCCUUUAAUUAUAUAUAUAUAAAGACAUUUUUCUUCUAUCUAUAGUUUUUUUUUAAGAUAAAUUUUAAUAUAUACCA